This is a messenger RNA of Pterocles gutturalis (yellow-throated sandgrouse), 790 nucleotides long. RefSeq names its product FYVE, RhoGEF and PH domain containing 4 (gene FGD4). The coding region runs from base 56 to 730 and encodes 224 amino acids. The record is from RefSeq and is a predicted model, not a curated record. The transcript has 5 exons. Lineage: Eukaryota; Metazoa; Chordata; Aves; Pterocliformes; Pteroclidae. Gene Ontology annotation, cellular component: cytoplasm. Gene Ontology annotation, biological process: cytoskeleton organization; filopodium assembly. Gene Ontology annotation, molecular function: zinc ion binding.
UUUUCAGCAGAGGAAUGAAACUUUCAGAAAUGCUAUUGCUAAAGAAUAUGAAGACAUGCCUGUUGAGGUUUCUAACGCUGAGCUUGGGAAGAGAGCACCAAGGUGGAUACGAGACAAUGAAGUAACCAUGUGCAUGAAAUGCAAGGAGCCCUUUAAUGCACUGACAAGGAGAAGGCACCACUGCCGAGCAUGUGGACAUGUGGUUUGCUGGAAAUGUUCUGAUUAUAAGGCACAUCUUGAAUAUGAUGGCAAUAAACUGAACAAAGUCUGUAAGGACUGCUAUCAUGUUAUAAUUGGUUGUACAGACAGUGAAGAAAAAAAGAAGAAAGGCAUCUUGGAGAUUGAAUCUGCAGAAGUCUCUGGAAAUAGCGUCAUAUGUAGCUUUCUUCAGUACAUGGAAAAAUCAAAGCCCUGGCAGAAAGCAUGGUGUGUUAUACCUAAGCAGGAAGCUCUUGUGCUGUACAUGUAUGGUGCUCCACAGGAUGUUAAAGCUCUAGCUACAAUACCACUUCUGGGCUAUACAGUAGAUGACACUCCAAGAAGUGCUGACCUCCCGCACAGCUUCAAACUGACCCAGUCUAAGUCUGUGCACAGCUUUGCUGCGGACAAUGAGGAACUAAAACAGAAAUGGCUAAAAGUUAUCCAUUUAGCUGUCAAAGGUGAGACACCAGAAUGUCAAAAUGAACUGCAAGUGAAUUUAGAAGAGCAACCUGAAUCUUCUAAAACGUGAAUAAUGAAGCUCAAGAACACAUGGUAUUUUUAAAAGAUUUCAAUUGAAUUGGUGUUAACC